AUGGCAGACAAAGUGGGCUCCAGCGAGGAUGUGAACAUAAGCUCUGUGACAGAGGAGAUGUUCACCUCCCAUCAGGACCAGAAGGAGCCCCUCUCAUUUCUACUUCCUCUUCCCCACCUUCACACAUCUUCACCUUCACCAGUCUCUCCUCCAUCAGAUCAGACCUACCAACUGGCAGCAGCCGUUUUCCAUCAGCUGCGGACAGAGAAGCCGGUCGCACAACAACUUCUGCAUUAUGGGAGGAAGACAGACGCACCGCUACCAGAAAGCGGAGACAAAACCACACAGAGACAGGCCUACCAACUCGCCUUCAACACACUCAAAUACCAAGAUUUACUGGAGGACAUCAUUACUGACAGCUGCUUCCACACGUCUCAGCACAUCCCCAGUGAUUUGUUGCCGUUGGCGAUGGUGAUGCUGUUUGACUUCCAGGACCGAAGGUUUUUGUUCAGUGAGCGUUCAACAAAGAAAGGGGAAGAACCUGUGCAAGACGUCAGGGACCUAGAGAACAGUCUGCAGAGGUGGAAGACCAAGCUGGCAGCGUCUCUCGCUCGCUGCAGAGUCAAACAGAGUCUGCAGAGUGUCUCCUGUUUUCUGUCCGAUUCUGUCAGGACCAAACAGCACAGAGCUAAACGAUUGCCACUUUACGCCUGGGUCAAUACUCUCAAGACCAGUGUGGAGGAAGUGUGUGAAGCAUUACAAAGAGCCGGCUUGUGUGAAGUAAAGAUCAUUACUGACAUCAGGGAGAGGACAUUCUGCAGAGACCCUCUCUGUCCUGACACACUCGUCUUCUCCCAGCAGCUUCAUGCUCUGCUGCAGCACAGCAGCCUUACCGCUACACAUGCUCUAAACACACAGGACAGGAGUGUGUGCCUGGCAGUGAGCGCGUUACGCCCCCUGCUGUUUGAUAACGGUGACGUCCUGGCGGUGGGAUCUUUCUCAGCUAUGACUGUGGCUCACAUAGCUGUGGCGGCUGCUGCCCGCUGUGUGCGAGUGUUGGUGUGCGCCGCUGAUCACGCUGCUUCACACAUAGAUGAGAUAAAAGAACUUCUCUCACAAAUGGACAUCAAAAAUGUGCGAGUCCUGUCAGAAGCCUUCUGUGGUCUGAAUGAGUGGCACGCCACUGUCCAGCGUUUAAAGGUCAUCAUAGUGGUGCCUCAGUGUUCGUCCUCAGCCCUCAAUGACCCUGUGCCCACCAUGCACAGUGAACAAGGAGACUGGGGUCUGCUGCCGGACUUGUGCCACAGUUCUGUGUCCCACAGCAAAAUACACACAAUGACCAUCCAGCAGGCGCGACUACUAACACACGCUCUCUCCUUCCCAAAGGUUCAGACGGUGGUUUACUGCACACGCUCAGUGUAUCCCGAGGAAAAUGAACAGCUGGUGAAACGAGUGUUAGAGAAAACACACACUCACCCAAAACUACUGCCCUUCAGGGUGAACGGCCCCAUUUUCCCUGAUGACUCCUCGUCAGGAGACAGCAUGGACUCCAAGUUCUUCAGGCUCCAAACAUCUCAAUUCACCAACGGCUGCUUCAUCGCCCGGCUGUCCCGACAGGCGGAUCCCACCAAGGUAGAGACGGUCCACGACGUGCUGGCAAGGGCAGCGGCAAAGGGCCUCCUGGGUGGUAUCAUUCCUGAACAAUCAAAAACCAGUAAAAAAGGGAAAAGCAGGAAAAAUCGCAGCACGUCAGCCAACAGCAAACCUUCAUCCCCCUCGAGUCAAGAGACGCAGACAGGAACAGAGCACGAGAACAGAGAAGAUUCAGUCACACCUUCAGAAGAGAGUAAAGGUGAAUGUGGUGAGGAGGAAAAGGAAGAAGACAAGGGGAAAAAGGGUGGAAAAAAGGGUAAAGGGCUUAAAGGAGGUAAGCGAAAGGUCAAAUGGGGACCAAAACAAGCCAAAAAGAUAACCACAGUCUCAAAGCAUCACCCAAAAAGCCCCAAAAAGAGAUCAACAAGGAGAAAAAUCAACCAAUCACAUUACAGGAGGCGCAGGAGAAGAAUACCUCGUCUCACGCUGACGUUAAUGUCUUCAGCAAAACCCUCCCACCACCUGUCUCCAAUCACAGCCCUCGCACACAAGCUCAGUAAGAACGCAACCAUUAAAUCACAGCAAAGCACCUCCUCUCCGAUCCCUCCUGCUCCUCCUCCUGCAGCCUCCACACAGGUGCAGAGACUCACAGAGUCUGAGAGAGCAGAGAAAACACUGAAGGAGAAGCCAGAGAGCCCGAAACAGGCCAGAGGGAAGCUGGUCAGACCCAAGAAGGAAGAGACUACUGAGAGAGUGUUGAAACCUGCAGAUUUGGUCCUCCCGCCAAUUUCCUCCUCGUCCUCCAGCUCCGUCAGCAGGAAGAGUAGUUCCCAGACCUCCCACUGUCAGCUCACCCAAAUAUCUGCAUCCUCCUCCUCCUCAGUGUCUCUGCCUGGAUUAUAA
This is a messenger RNA of Plectropomus leopardus (leopard coralgrouper), 2436 nucleotides long. RefSeq names its product protein NSUN7-like. Lineage: Eukaryota; Metazoa; Chordata; Actinopteri; Perciformes; Serranidae. Gene Ontology annotation, molecular function: methyltransferase activity. The record is from RefSeq and is a predicted model, not a curated record.